Messenger RNA from Nezara viridula (southern green stink bug), 1702 nucleotides. NCBI's taxonomy places the organism in Eukaryota, Metazoa, Arthropoda, Insecta, Hemiptera, Pentatomidae. The record is from the annotation of a GenBank genome assembly.
AUAGGUUAUGAAAUGACUGUUUUACAGCUCGGCUUAAAAAAAAAUUGCAGUUUGCGAUCAGUGAAUUCGUUGUUUGUUCGUUAUUGUAGCGAAUCAUGUCGCCAAUUUCCUACAUUAAAGACUACAAAUGCAUCGAGCAUGAAAAGGGGUAGCGGUGGCAGGUGCAGUUUCAACGGAAUUGUAGCUACUUUGUUCGGCACAUCUGGAUUCCUGGGCAGGUAUGUUUGCAAUAAGUUGGGCAAAUCUGGCACUCAGAUGAUACUUCCCUACCGGGGAGAUUUUUACGGUAUGCGUUUCUUAAAGGUCUGUGGAGAUUUGGGCCAAAUCAUUUUUCGCCCAUACCACUUAUUCGAUGAGAAUUCUAUACGUGAGGCAAUGAAGUAUUCCAACGUCGUUGUAAACAUGGUCGGUAGAGAAUGGGAGACAAAAAACUUCUCAUUUGAUUGUGUACAUGCAAAAGGUCCCCAGAUAAUUGCACGGUUAGCAAAAGAAUGUGGUGUCCAAACUUUUAUCCACGUUUCUGCCCUAAAUGCUAGUCCUAAUCCGAAAGAGUAUAUGUUGAAAGGAGGAUCGAAUUUCUUGAAAAGCAAGUACCUCGGUGAGGAAUUGGUCAGAGAGGAGUUUCCUGAAGCAAUAAUAUUCCGACCUUCCGAUAUAUACGGACAAGAAGACAGAUUUCUGAGGUACUAUUGCAGCUUCGGGCGUCAUAUGGGAAAGUGGAUGCCACUGUAUAAAAAAGGGGAACAGACAGAGAAGCAACCGGUUUAUGUACAAGAUGUUGCAGAUGGAAUUGUAGCAGCUUGUAUUGAUAAAAAUGCGAGAGGUAAAACAUACCAAGCAGUUGGACCAUCCAGGUACUUACUUUCCGAGUUGCUAGAUUGGUUUCAUAGGAUCAUGAACAAAACCGAAGCUUGGGGUUAUAGAAGAUAUUCAAUGGAAAAAGACCCUUUUUUCAAGAUGAUAAUUACGUACCUACCAUAUUGUACCUUGGGUUGGCCAAUUGGAAACCUGCAUUGGGAAAAAAUUGAAAAAGAAUGUCAUUCAGAUGAAGUAAAAGAUGAUUUACCGACCCUGAAGGACUUGGGUGUGAAAUUGACACACAUGGAGGAUCAGGUGCCAUGGGAAGUGCGGUAUUACAAGCUGCACUUAGCGCAAGAAUUAGAUAUAAGAGAAUUUGAAGUACCGCAUCCGCCUCGAACUAUUUCUACCGAAUGAUUGUACUUAGAGGUGUUGUAGUGGUGAAAGGCCAUCCACAUUAUGAAUAUUUUCUACCACACAAAAAUAUUCAUUGAGCUUUACAGCUUAAAGUGUGGAACAGUUACAGGUCUUAUCUUAAUAUUAUACAAGACUGAAGCAUGUUGUUCGUUUAUAUCACUCAAUUGUAAAAUGCCACAUCUAGGUGUUUAAAAUAUCAUUAGAGAAGAAUAAAUGAUUAUAAAAAAUUAAGUUAACUUAUUAAUAAAAUUAUAUUUGAAAAAAAUAAAUAAAUAUCUGGUACAGCUAACAUUACACAAUAUUAACUUGUGGGGAACCAACGCACAUUACAUAUGUUUUUGAGUAACCUCAAAUCAAAGCUAAAUGAUACUUAAAACAGUCUAUCGAAGGUAAGCAAUGAAAACCUCUUACAACAUUCUACUAAUACCACAUAACACCAUUCUUGGAGCUUUACACACAAAGAUAGAUUAGAAUAGUACUUGUACAU